Molecule: messenger RNA, 1641 nt
Organism: Notothenia coriiceps (black rockcod)
Lineage: Eukaryota; Metazoa; Chordata; Actinopteri; Perciformes; Nototheniidae
Product: hepatocyte growth factor receptor-like
Exons: 1
Coding region: 15-314 (99 amino acids)
Source: RefSeq, a predicted model, not a curated record
UCAGAUACACGGUGAUGGUGGAGUGCUGGCACCCGAAGCCGGAGCGCCGCCCCUCCUUCUCGGACCUCGUGGCCCGGAUCUCCUCCAUCUCCUCCAGCUUCAGCGGCGAGCACUACGUCCUGCUCAACACCACCUACGUCAACAUCGAGAAGAUGAGCCCUUACCCCUCGCUCCUCUCCUCCUCCCCGUCCUCCUCCUGCACCACCAACACCAACGUCUCCUACUCCUCUUCCUCCUCCGACCCUUCCACUUCCACUUCCCUGCCCACACAAUCCCAGUUCUUCUGCCGCGUGGAGCGGGAGUGCUGCACCUGAGAGAGGGAAACUGGGCGGGAAAAGACUCAGAAAGUGAGAGGAAAACGCAAAGGGUGAUGAAGAACUACUGUAUGUACUUGCCAAACACUGUAUGCUGAGGAAAAACACUCAAAGAAACAUAAUCGACUGAAAUGUGACUUUUUGGAACAUCGCCAUAAGACUGAAGUCCUCUGGAUGGACUUUUCUGACCUCUCAUGACCCCGAGGAUCACGAGGUUAGACUUCCUGCGUUUUUAACAAGACAAUUAGACACAGGAAGUCCUCAAAACGUCACUAUCACGAAACACCCAAAAACUCUUAUUGGGAGGAUGGAUUUCCUGCUCCUCUGUGGGUGGCAUCAUGUGCUCCGAUACGAGGACUCUUUCCGCCGUCUGUAAUGUGAAUGUUUGACGAAUGGCCGUGUAUAGAAAAUGUCACACCUCCUCAAAAAGGCCUCAUUUGAUGGAUUGCGACGCCUCGGGUGUGUAACUGUGGAAGUCAAUGAUGGCGAGGGAAGUGUAGGUGUAUGAAAACCAUCUCUCCUGCCUGUGUGCAGUUCACUGGAUGCUUUGUUUCUGUAAUUACAGUACUUUUGGACCAUUAGCUUUUACGUGCUUGCAGAAGAAAACUCUCGGUGACUCACCUGUGUGAAAUCCCCAGGUGUUUCCAAAGAAAAGGGUCCGAACGCUAAACCCUUUUAUUGUCCGCUUUAUUUUCCUUUUCUCGAACCCUGAAACAUGUCAAAACAACAUCUCUGACAACAUGCACACACCUGAUGCUUUGAGCUUUUCUUUUUAGGGAGGAGGACGAGUGAGAACUGUGUCCUGGGGUCACUGUGUGUCCACUUUCAGGAUUUAAGGACAGGUAAAUGUCUGGUAAAAAAAGGAACUUAGACACAUUUGUUUUCCUGUACUAGACACUUAAAAGGUCAUGUCAAUGUUUCGGUGAUUUGGAUAUUGGACAACACUGUCAAAUACUUAAUUGUUUCCUAAAGAUUUGACUUCCCAAAAUGUCUCUUUAUUAGUCUCUCUGUCAUCUGGCUUCAAGGGUGUUGUUAUGUUAACUUUCUGUUCAUUAUGAAGAAAUAUUUUAAUGUUAAAAGGCUGUAACAGUGUGUUUGCAAAUCUUUUAACUACAAAUCAUGUACAAUUUGCACUUAUGUUGACUAUUUUUAAAAGCAUAUUAUACAGGUUUUCUUUCUAAUCCAUGCAGCUAAUGGCUUUUAUUCAUUUCUGCCCAGUAUGAAAAUCACAUUCAGAUUCUUGCUUGAGACAUUAAGGCUGCAGCCACACGAGAAAGGUAACGGUCGUAUCCGCUACAGUUCUCUAUCAUAUAGUUCGGCCACACGA